AUGAAUACCUUUUUCACGGUUUUACUAAUUUUAUGUUUGAACUAUUCGGCUCUAACAGCAUUUACAUGCACACCCAACUCACAAUAUUAUGUUGAAUGUACAACAUUGAGUACAUUCAAUGAAUCGAACAACUUUUGUUCCAAAUAUGGAAUGACGCUAUUGAAUUUAACGAAUUCGACCACCAUAGCUCCAAAUAUCAAUCAAACGCUUGUAGCAAUCAAUUGUACAAAUAAUUUCUGGUACACAAUGAAUGAUGGCGCUCCUCUUCUUGGCAAUAUUGGCUCCUUAACUGGUGGUGUCCUAUGCACAGUCAUUCCUCUUCUCGGUCUUUAUUGCAUUUCAACAUCCGCCACCUAUGCAGCAACGGUGUGUUAUCGAACGCAACAAUUGAGUAUUCAACAGCGAUGUGUGGAUACUGAUCCGUAUCAACGUUAUGAUCUUAAAAAAUCGAAAUAUACACAGACACUCAUGUACGCAUCACCCUAUCAAGUCUCUCAAGUGAAUAGUCAAUCUCAAUGUAAUGCACUCUGUUCAAAUGUUGGCCGCUGCCUCGGUGUAACAUAUAAGAAAUAUAACUGUACACUCUAUAUUUAA
Molecule: messenger RNA, 594 nt
Organism: Adineta ricciae
Lineage: Eukaryota; Metazoa; Rotifera; Eurotatoria; Adinetida; Adinetidae
Source: the annotation of a GenBank genome assembly